ACGAAUUCGCGCAUCGCAGUGACGGACAGGAAGGAGAAGGAGACCUGUACACUUCACAACAUUCUGGUUUAUAUUUAUCCUUUGUCUAACUCUUGCCGCGUCUCCAAAUGCCUGGCUUAUGAUUUCCGAGCUGUUUGUGCUACUAUCCUCCUUUCCUGCUCUGGAAUGAGUGUUGCAACCUACUCAAUCCCUCCCUCAUAGCGAGCCAACAUGACUUCCCGCGAUCCCUCUGCCGCGCCCUCCCCAGCGCCCUCCGAUGGCGACACUAUUGACGACCAAGCGGAAGAUGUAAAACCCGACAUUACCGAACUCGAUCCAGACCAAUCCCAGAGUAUGGACGAGCCUGCUCCAAGCCGAACGCCGGUGGUGGGACGUCGCGGAGGUCGUACCAGGCCCUCCACGGGUAGAAAGGCGAAACCCAAGGGUGGAGCGAUUUGGAUUCAGGAGCAGCCGCAAGAGGGCACAGAGGAUGAAGGCAGCGUCAUAUCCACCACAAGAACCAAGAAAUCAGAAGCCACUCCAGAGUCCGAAGCCAGAACGGUGGGGACGACAGUUGGUACUCGGAGGCAAGCCAAUGGGACUGUUGGCUCUGUCUACUCAGGCAGUAAGAUUCGACAUAUCAAGAAACCAGACGGCACUCCUCUAUGGCGUAAGGAGAUCCAGUACGAAUUUUUGAAGAUAGUCACUGAGGACGACAAACCGGUCUUUACGAGAAUCAGCGAUGGUCAGAAAGGAUGUACGUUUGCCGAAGUCUACGUGGAUUGCAUGGCCCGCAGCUCCAAAACCAGCAAAGUCCUCAAGGACAGACUCCAGAUCGACAAACAAGCUGCCCAGAACAUGGCGAUGAUCUGUCUCUUGGUCAAUGUUGCCAGGAUGAAUACGACAUUGAACUUCUUCCCGGAGAUGAGGGCGCAACUCCGGACGUACCAUUCCAUCCCUUCGUUGCAGGCGUACAAAAGUCAAAAGGACUACAAAUCUCUUCAGGAUGCUCCAAGGUUGAAGAGCAUCCUGAAAGGUGCCAGCGAGGACACCGAUGAACCGCGAACGAUUCCUGCGCUGAAAGCCAAGCCGGCUCCAAGAACCAAUCCCGUUAACCUCAUUUUCGUCCUCUCACAAUAUGCACCCGAUGUCAGUGAAACGCAUUUUACUGACAAGGUCGAUUUCUUCGACCUUGCCAUGCGCCCGACCAUUUCUUCCGCAAGUCGGGCCAGGGCAUUUCUAUGGUUGAUGUGGUGGUACUUAGAAUCAAACUUCACCAAGGAAGAUGCUUUGAAUAAUCCCUAUGGGCCAGGCGAGUACAAAGAAGGCGAAGACCCGGAUGAUCCGGACACGGUACCGCAACUCGUUCCGAAGCUGGUCAAUAUAUCCGAGGAGGAAGGCGAUGCUGAGAAUGCGGAUCCUCCAGAAGAGAUUGCCUUCGCAGAGAAAAUGACCAGAGAAAGAAAACGAAUCAUGCUUGAAGUCGCCAACGAACCACCUCUGACCAUGGCCGACCCGGGCAAUUUAGACCAUAAAGUAUUGAAGCGGCUCAAGAAGGGGGCAUUUGCAGACGACGAAUCUUUGAUAUCUGAUGCAGACUCGCGCGCAAGCCCCGGAUUUGGUCGGUCGCCAGCUCCUGAUGCUUUGGGCCAGCAUGGACAUGUGAUGACUGCACUUGGUGGCCAAGCGGAUAGUUUGGAUGAUGACUGGGAGGCGGUUGAUCCUCAUCCUGGGCGAGGGCGCUAUAAGCGUGUCAAAGGGAAGAACACGCCGACACGAUCCAAGGCUCUUCGCCAAAGUGAUGGCGCGAAAAGCCUGCUACGAUCUGGGCGCAACACUGGAACCCCGGAUACAGUCGAACGCACCAGGGGCACUCCUCAGCCGUCAGCGAAUGGUCUUACAAGUCACCUUGGUGCGCAUCGCGUGGAAUCAGGCUUGGGCCGUGCCGGGGAGCUGGCAUCAGGUAAUUCUACCACAAAAUCAAGGGCUAGAACGGGUUAUCAACGCGAACUUGAGGAUCAUAGGAUGAAGCGAGUGCAGUGGGCUCUGCGGCGGCGACGAAGACAGGCAUUGAAAGAAGCUCAGCAACUGAGAGAGCGCGCCAGUUUUGUGCUCAGGGCAGCCCGACGUAUCGUCGAGUUGCCUGCCACUUAUGACAGUGAGGAGGAUGAGGGACAUGGUUGCUUCGGCCUCGGCGGCUUGAUGGGUCGAAAGUGGUACGGUGAUCCACAGGAAGACCAGCUGGGUGGGGUGCCUCCCGGUUAUGAACCUGAUGACUGUGGCGAAGAAGCGGAAACUUGGACCAAGGUGCUUAAGAGAGCGCGUAAUCGCCUUGAAGUCUGGGACGGAGACCGGGAUAUUACCGAAUUGAAGAGACGCAUCGAACAAGUCAAUCAGCGUCACGAGAUUGUGGUAGAACCCAUUGCCCUUCCACCCACCCCGGUGGUCGCCAAUGGCACGCGGAAGAAGCCUCGCAAGCGGCCAACACCAGUACGAGCGAGCAACCGUGGCAGUGGACGAAUUGUCAAACCGGCACGAACCUCAACCAGCCGGGAUCUCAACGACGAAAUCACACAAGACUUGCUUGCCGAGAGAAGCGACGAAGAAAUGGACGAUGAUGACUCCGUGGACAUGGACGAGGACGCAAACGUGGAAGAAAGCGACGUCAACAUGGACUAAUGUGUACACUUAUUGAGAUUUUUCUUUCGUGGUUACCUGGGAAUAAGCUGAGACUCCAGAUUGUGUGAAUAGGCGUGCAUGUAAUUCUUCUAUUCAGGCGAGCUUACCAACGCCUCGAGUGGGUAGAUUGCAUCAACUGUUCGCCCUGGCCAGAGGGCCGCUACUAGUAGGAUUGUUCAUACGAAUCUGCUACUUCAAGAGUCUUGCAUUGUAAUCUGCUUGCCCGGCAACACGGCUGCUCUCUCAGGCUGUCCUCUGGAGAGAAAUAAGCCGCGGGACAAUUCAUGCACAACUUGAACCUUGG
This is a messenger RNA of Exophiala dermatitidis NIH/UT8656, 2962 nucleotides long. RefSeq lists its product as uncharacterized. The record is from RefSeq and is a predicted model, not a curated record. The transcript has a single exon. Gene Ontology annotation, cellular component: Ino80 complex. NCBI's taxonomy places the organism in Eukaryota, Fungi, Ascomycota, Eurotiomycetes, Chaetothyriales, Herpotrichiellaceae. The coding region runs from base 211 to 2658 and encodes 815 amino acids.